AUGUUCAACAUUGGGAAUUUGAACGAAAAGCAACGAAUCUCUGAGAUGGAUUGUCAUAAAGACAUUGUUGUGGAUUUGUUUGCUGGUAUUGGUUACUUCACGAUGGCAUAUUUGAUGAAAGCAAACGCAAAGCACGUCUACGCUAUCGACUGGAAUGAGGAUGCUACCGAGGCUCUUCAGAGGACACUAAUAAAAAACGAAAUGACUGAACGAUGUACUGUAAUAUGUGGAGAUUCCAGAAGGGUAGCUCCUCAUGGAGUGGCAGAUCGUGUCAAUAUGGGGCUGGUCCCAUCGGCACGUCCAUACUGGCUUACCGGUUGUCGUUGUUUGAGUCCUAAUGGUGGCAUUCUUCAUAUUCAUGAGGCUGUGAAGCUGAUGCUUGAGAAUGGAAAUGGAGUGAAUCAGGGCGAUAACAGGAAACCAACGCAUCAAUUGAGAAGAAUACACAAAUCUGGAAGCACCUUAAGCAGAAAUGAAAGUCUUGGAUCAGUCAGCGAAGAGUCCGAAAUGAGUGAUCGUAUUGAUUACGACAAGAAGAAUCAUUUGGAUUGUAACGGUAAUUUUGUUACGUGCUUGACUGGAAAGCAAAUGACAGAUGUGAACGGUGAAGCUGUUGAACGAAAACAUUCAGGUUUGAAUUUUAUUUUUCACUGA
This is a messenger RNA of Anisakis simplex (herring worm), 654 nucleotides long. The record is from the annotation of a GenBank genome assembly. NCBI's taxonomy places the organism in Eukaryota, Metazoa, Nematoda, Chromadorea, Rhabditida, Anisakidae.